CUCCCACCAGCAGCCUGCUGAAGUGGGAUCCGCACCGGAGGGCUCAACAGUUCAACUCUCGACGAGCGCAGAGAGGAGGACUCAGUCCGAGGCAGAAGAUGUGAAGAUAAGCACCGUGUUACAGCGCCGCGACUCCGCUCCAGCAGCUCGGGUUUUUUUUUUUUUUUUCCACGUCUCGCCGGGGGACAAGUCAUUUCUAGUAAAUGCACUUUGCAGCGGCGCCACACUCUCGAUUUUCUUUUUUCUUUUUUUUAAUUUUUCGCAUCUGUGAGCGACCGCUAUGGCAGUUCAGUUCACAUCCGGGCCACAAUGCCUUGACUCCAUUAUUGUCUAAAACUGGCGGAGAGGUUCAUAAACCUUGUUAUUUUUUUACAGUUAACCACACAUUUUGACUACGCGCAGUGAAGGCUGGGACCGAGAGGAGAUGUCUAACCAAGGAGUUCGGCGGAAUGGCCCCGUGAAGCUGCGACUAACAGUCCUCUGCGCCAAAAACCUGGUGAAGAAAGACUUCUUCCGCCUCCCUGAUCCCUUUGCCAAGGUUGUCGUGGACGGUUCAGGGCAAUGCCACUCGACAGACACUGUGAGGAACACACUUGACCCCAAGUGGAAUCAACACUAUGACCUAUACAUUGGGAAGUCAGAUUCUAUCACCAUCAGCGUGUGGAAUCACAAGAAGAUUCACAAGAAGCAAGGGGCUGGGUUCCUGGGCUGCGUCCGCCUUCUGUCCAACGCUAUCAACCGCCUUAAAGACACAGGCUGUAAGUACCAGAGACUGGACCUGAACAAGCUGAGUCCCAACGACAGUGACACAGUCAGAGGCCAGAUAGUGGUGAGUCUGCAGUCGAGGGACCGGAUAGGCACAGGAGGCCCUGUGGUGGACUGCAGUCGGCUGUUUGACAAUGAUCUUCCAGAUGGCUGGGAGGAGAGGAGGACAGCGUCUGGACGGAUCCAGUACUUGAACCACAUCACACGCACCACACAGUGGGAGAGGCCUACCAGGCCUGCAUCAGAGUACUCCAGCCCUGGCCGGCCUCUCAGCUGCAUUGUGGAUGAAAACACACCCAUUAGCACGAAUGGGGCCACGCCCACCACAGCGUUGCCGACCAGUGGCGGGGACCAGCGGGCCCAGGAGAGACGGGUCCGCUCCCAGAGGCACCGCAACUACAUGAGCAGAACCCACCUGCACACGCCACCUGACCUCCCUGAGGGAUAUGAGCAGAGGACCACGCAACAAGGCCAAGUGUACUUUCUCCACACUCAGACAGGUGUCAGCACGUGGCAUGACCCCAGAGUACCCAGAGAUCUGAGUAAUGUGAACUGUGAGGAACUGGGUCCUUUACCUCCUGGAUGGGAGAUACGGAACACCGCCACCGGGAGGGUUUACUUUGUCGACCACAACAACCGAACCACACAGUUCACAGACCCGCGCCUCUCCGCCAACCUGCAUCUAGUCCUCAAUCCGAGUCCCAAUGGUUCUCAUAGAGGCAUAGAAAGUCAGAAUGUCAGUCGUCAGAACCAGCUGAAGGAUCAGGCCCAGCAGGCUCUGGUGUCCCCCGGUCAGCUCCCAGAGGAGGCCGAGUGCCUCACGGUGCCCAAGUACAAGAGAGACCUUGUUCAGAAGCUCAAGAUCCUCCGCCAGGAACUGUCCCAGCAGCAGCCUCAGGCUGGCCACUGCCGCAUCGAGGUGUCCCGUGAGGAGAUCUUUGAGGAAUCAUAUCGACAGGUGAUGAAGAUGAGGCCGAAGGACCUGUGGAAAAGGCUAAUGGUGAAGUUUAGAGGAGAAGAGGGGCUGGAUUAUGGAGGAGUCGCCAGGGAGUGGCUCUACCUGCUGUCCCAUGAGAUGCUGAACCCGUACUACGGCCUGUUCCAGUACUCACGUGAUGACAUUUACACACUGCAGAUAAACCCAGACUCUGCUGUCAACCCUGAGCACUUGUCAUACUUCCACUUCGUCGGGCGUAUCAUGGGGAUGGCGGUGUUCCAUGGCCACUACAUAGACGGAGGCUUCACUCUGCCCUUCUAUAAACAGCUGCUGGGUAAACCCAUCACCCUGGAUGACAUGGAGUCUGUCGACCCCGACCUGCACAACAGCCUUGUGUGGAUCCUGGACAACGACAUCACAGGUGUCCUGGACCACACCUUCUGUGUAGAACACAACGCCUACGGAGAAAUCAUCCAGCACGAGCUCAAGCCCAAUGGUAAGAGCAUCCCCGUCACCCAAGACACCAAGAAAGAGUACGUUAGGCUCUACGUCAACUGGCGCUUCCUGCGAGGCAUCGAGGCUCAGUUCUUGGCUCUGCAGAAGGGCUUUAACGAGGUCAUCCCCCAGCACCUGCUGAAGGCAUUUGAUGAGAAGGAGCUUGAGCUGAUUGUAUGCGGCCUAGGCAAAAUCGACAUCAAUGACUGGAAGUCCAACACACGGCUCAAACACUGCACCCCAGACAGCAACAUUGUGAAGUGGUUCUGGAAAGCCGUGGAGUCGUUCGAUGAGGAGCGCAGAGCCCGGCUGCUGCAGUUUGUCACCGGCUCUUCCAGAGUUCCCCUGCAAGGCUUCAAGGCGCUCCAAGGUGCUGCUGGCCCACGGCUCUUCACCAUCCACCAGAUUGAUGCCAGCACCAACAACCUGCCCAAAGCCCACACCUGUUUUAAUCGGAUCGACAUUCCUCCCUACGAGCACUAUGACAAACUAUAUGACAAGCUGCUCACUGCCAUUGAGGAGACGUGCGGCUUUGCUGUGGAGUGAGUCACUGAUGCCGGCAGAGCUCAGCAACAACCAGAAGCAACAUGGUUUGGCCAUGAUGAGCCUCCCCCCCCUACAAAUCAGUCCACUCAGACGGGGGUCAUCCACGGUUGCUUCACCUAGGGACGCCCAUACUUCCCCAGGACAUGUGGCCAAGCUAAGGGAGGAUGGGCAGAGAAGACCAGAACAUGUCACCUGACUGUUUUUUAUAGAGCCUCCAGCCCUACUUUGUCUUUUUUUUUAUAAUUGAAAAGGAUCUUUAAGCUGCUAAUAACUCAAGACUAUUUACUAACUUGUGGAGCCUGCAAGUAUUGCUGGCUCUUCCCUUUUUUUCUAAGUUCAUUUUAGCAUUUAAAAAAAAAAAAAAAACAGACUGUAUUCCAUGUAGCAACGCUCCAUCUUACCAAGCAGAACACAAGGUCAGUCCACUCUGAAAACAAGACAUGAACAGGACAGGGUUAGUAAUGGUUACCACAACAGCUUGGAAACACUAAAUUCGGAUGCAGAGUGUGGUGAAUCGGGCUGUGUGGUUCCUCGGAGUUAUCACACUGGGGCUAUCAGCAACGCCAAGGCUGGAAAAACAGGGAUGUGUGCGGGUGAGAAAGGCAAGACUAGAGACUAGAUUAGCCCGACUGUUUACAACCCUCUCCAAAGACAGCAGCAGGGACCUCUGCUACUGAGUCGCUGCCCAACAACAAGAGCUGCAUUCCCAGAAAACCUAUUUCACACGUUCGACAGCUAGUUUUUGUUUGAAAAUGAAUGAAUGAAUGAAUAGCUUGAAAUGUGUUAUUUUUAUAUAACAGGGAAAAUUGAAAAAGAAACAAUAAAAUUAUAUCUAAUAUAUAUAAUUUAUUGCUGUUAUAUUUCAGAAACCCCUUUCCAUUGUUCAAGAAAAAAAUCAAAUCUUUAAAUGUUAAGUGUUACUGUUUAAAUUAUCGAUGACAAUUUGUGAAAAACAGAAUUGAGUUUGACUGGAUUUCACUUAAGAAUGCUGUGGUUUAUUUCAUGACAUAACUUCUCUCAUACUGUACAAGAAGAGACGUGUCUUUAAAAGCAAAAAAUCCUCAACACACAAAUGUCCUCUGAGUGCCAUAAUCACUUUUGAACGAAUGAAUCUUUGCAAAUAUUGAGCAGACCCUUUAAAUUCUACUGAUCUCAUCCUGGAGCUGCAUUUUUUUUUUUUAACAGUUUGUCAUUUGUAGCUGGGCUAUAUUAAUGUCAUGAGCAUGAAACCCACCAUUAAUUUGUAAUGGUUUUCUAUUCAGUGGAGUCAAAAAAUCACUUCUGUUUUGUGCCGUCUCUACAUUGUUGUUGUUGGACAAAAAGAAAAAAAAACCUCUACUACCUUCUAGCCAUUUGGUGCUAAAUAGCAUUAACGUUUGUCUUUUAUUGGAAACCUUACUCAUUGACAUACUACUGCUUUAUGUGCAGAAUACACUUCUUGUGCUCAUACCUGUUUGUGGCCACAAAACAUGUAAAUGAAAUCAAGAGCUCUACCUAGCCACACACUCAGGAGAUGUCAUAUGUGAUGUCCUUUUGAUUUGACGACUGACGGGAUGCUAAAUUGUCUUGAUUUGCUGAAUGUUAAGAGGUUUUUAAAAAGUCACGUCAUAUAAAUUGUUUUGCCCACAGCAGACCUUUAAAAUAUAUUAAUUGUUGCAUGUGUCCAUAUGUGCUUUUGUUUUGAAAGGGAAGUGAAUGAGAUGAACUUAAAGCCUGCAACACAGUCCCAUCAGUGAUUUUCUUUUUAUUGUAAGGGGGGGGGGGUUGUUUUCUACAAUUUAAAAAUGAAAUUCUUGAAUGUUUUCAAAAGAUGCUGCCUGUCUAGCAAUCUCUAUGACCGUGGACUGUUCUUAACGUUUGCAUACACUAAAAAGAAAAAAAAAAGUCAUAAAUGAAUUGUUCAUUUUCAUUCUUUUAUGUGGACUAAUGUGUAUGCAAAGUGAAAAGUGUCCUCAGAUGGUGCUUUGUACAGUAAUACGAUAUUGUUCAUAUAUGUGGAUCAAACAACCUGUAAUUUAUCUUUAACUUAAGUAGAAGAAGAUUUUUUUUUCUUGAAAUUAAAAGAGGAAUUGCACACAAACAGAACGAGGCUGCCAUGUGUACUCGAUGGUGACCUCUGUAACAGAUAUUCAUUCGCCUUUAAGUCCAGUGCACAAGCUGAUCACCCUACUGUCUGUUCCUACACUACAUCACUCAGCUUUGCCCCGUAGCUGCCUCUCUUUGAAGAACUGAACUUUCUAUGAAACGAAGUUGAGAGAUGCCACCUUUUGUUUUGUUUUUUUGUUGUUUUUUUUUCCAAUAGCAUGAUCCACUAGCGGGACUAUAUCUCUCAUAGCUGACUGAUGCAAUUUGAUGUAUGUUAACACUAUCAUUUUGUAAGAGUAUUUUAUUUUUGUGUGUAAUUAGUUCUAAUUAAACUUGCCUUUGUCUAACAAUGUAAGGCCUUGUACAAGA
Molecule: messenger RNA, 5197 nt
Organism: Acanthopagrus latus (yellowfin seabream)
Lineage: Eukaryota; Metazoa; Chordata; Actinopteri; Spariformes; Sparidae
Gene: smurf2
Product: SMAD specific E3 ubiquitin protein ligase 2
Exons: 19
Coding region: 425-2743 (772 amino acids)
Biological process (GO): ubiquitin-dependent protein catabolic process; negative regulation of BMP signaling pathway
Molecular function (GO): ubiquitin protein ligase activity; protein binding
Source: RefSeq, a predicted model, not a curated record